This is a messenger RNA of Pseudocercospora fijiensis CIRAD86, 1500 nucleotides long. RefSeq lists its product as uncharacterized. The transcript is spliced from 2 exons. The record is from RefSeq and is a predicted model, not a curated record. Lineage: Eukaryota; Fungi; Ascomycota; Dothideomycetes; Mycosphaerellales; Mycosphaerellaceae. Gene Ontology annotation, molecular function: protein serine/threonine phosphatase inhibitor activity. The annotation marks the transcript as partial.
ACCUCCGCCGUAUCUUCCACCACCACCACCCCGCUACCCACGCCGCGCAAGGACCCGUCAUCGCUGUCUUCUUCGCCUUCGGUCUCGAAACGCUCAAGCUUUGCUGAAAACCUCAACCAUCGACCACAUCCAGCUUUUCCUAGAGCGCAGCGGACACACUCAUUCUCAGGCGCUGCCCUGACGGAACUGCUCAUGCAUCCUACCAAUAAAAGCAAUGGGUCAGACCCGCGCUUCAAAGGCCGCGACUGGCGGACCAUAGAGAUCCACGAGAUCGUCGACACGGGAGAAGCACGCUUCGUGGAGCUGGAUACUAGCAUUGAAGACACGACCAAGCUGCUCAUCCGCUCCGGAGCGCCCAAUGUCGUACUGGUGAGGGAGUCACAUAAGACUAAAACCGCCCUCAGCACAUUCGACUUCUCCGACCUCAAUGCCUAUCUGCUGCUUGUGCUCGGCUUGUCGCAGCCAGACGACGCAGCAGCAGAGCUCGCUGAUCGAGCUCGGCGAGGAGAUGUCAUCCCUCUGAAAGACGUGCAGCAUCAUCUUGGGCCGAGAGAGGAGCCGGUCAUCUUGCCUCACACUGCGACCCUUUCUGCUGCCAUGGAAGUUCUGGGGACUGGACACCAUAGAGUGGUGAUCACAAAAGGGGGCAGCACAGAGGCGAUAAGCGUUCUCACUCAGCUAAGACUCGUGAGGUUCUUCUGGGACAAUCACGAGAAUUUUGCCGCGACUGAGGCAUUAUACUCAGUAACCCUGAAAGACCUGGAUCUUGGAGCGAAAGAAGUGCUUGCCAUUAAUGGUGACAAGCCAGUCGCGGAUGCUUUAAAGCUUAUGCACAGCGAAGGUGUCACUUCUUUGCCUGUACUGGACAAUCAUCGCAAUGUGGUGGGCAACAUCAGUCAUGUCGAUGUCCGGCUACUGACAGACACCUCCGCAAUACCGCUCCUGUAUUCAACCUGCAUUCACUUCAUCGGCGUGAUCCUUUCGGAACGAGGAAUGUACGAUGGCAAAGACUCUUAUCCAGUGUUUCACGUCACCCCCUUCUCGACACUUGCACACACAGUAGCUAAGCUAUGCGCGACCCGCUCUCAUCGGAUGUGGAUCGUCGACGCACCAUCACCAAACACAAGCGUUCCUCCAUCGCCAGCACCAAAGCAUGCUGUUCCUCCGUUCAGCGUCCACACCAACACGAAGUCGGAUGAUGGUAUUCAUAUCCCACAACACAACACUCCAGCGACAACUCCAGUUCGAUCCAACAGCAUAAAUGAAAGCAUGACUCCAGCACCACCUUACACUUCGGCUGUCCCCGGCGUUAGCAUCGGUGCGGGACAGCUACCUGGUGCUGCUAUGAGCGGAAGACUAUCCGGAGUCGUGUCACUGACUGACAUUCUGAACCUUUUCGCCAGAGCGAGCGGACUCAAGCCUGGUGAUCCGGAGGAGACAAGACGGAAACGAAGGCAGAGUAGCAGCUCCAGCGUCAGGCCAAGUAUGGACAGUGUUCGA